AUGAGCACCUCUAUGGCCAGCAGACUAGUGCCCUCCGUAUCGAGGAUUGCGACGAGGCGAGUCGCUGUCAAACCACUGGCAACGACGUCUCGAGCAUGCCAAUGGAACGCCUGCGCAUUCAGGAGGACAUUUUCCUCGAGGCCUGCUUUAUACAUCAAAAAGUACACCGAAGACCACGAGUGGAUUGAACUGGACACCGAUGGAAAGACAGGAACGAUUGGUAUCACGGAAUACGCGUCGAAAGCUCUCGGUGACGUCGUUUAUGUCGAACUCCCGGAGCUAGAUAUGGAGGUCAGCAAAGGCGACACCAUCGGUGCGGUCGAGUCCGUCAAGUCGGCAUCCGACAUCUUGACUCCUGUGUCGGGAAAGAUUGUAGACCACAACAAGGUGCUAGAAGAGAAGCCAGGGACGAUAAACAAGAGCCCCGAGGGUGAAGGGUGGCUGGCCAAGAUUGAAGUCAGUGACCUCACGGAGCUGGACAGCUUGAUGAGCAAGGAAGACUACGACAGCUUUGAAAAGGAGUGA
This is a messenger RNA of Exophiala spinifera, 525 nucleotides long. RefSeq names its product glycine cleavage system H protein. Lineage: Eukaryota; Fungi; Ascomycota; Eurotiomycetes; Chaetothyriales; Herpotrichiellaceae. Bases 1 to 525 code for a protein of 174 amino acids. The transcript has 3 exons. The record is from RefSeq and is a predicted model, not a curated record. Gene Ontology annotation, biological process: protein lipoylation; glycine decarboxylation via glycine cleavage system. Gene Ontology annotation, cellular component: mitochondrion; cytoplasm; glycine cleavage complex.